This is a messenger RNA of Clupea harengus (Atlantic herring), 6306 nucleotides long. RefSeq names its product protein WWC2. The record is from RefSeq and is a predicted model, not a curated record. Gene Ontology annotation, biological process: regulation of hippo signaling; negative regulation of organ growth; regulation of DNA-templated transcription. Lineage: Eukaryota; Metazoa; Chordata; Actinopteri; Clupeiformes; Clupeidae. Gene Ontology annotation, cellular component: cytoplasm. Gene Ontology annotation, molecular function: molecular adaptor activity; kinase binding.
AUGCUAAUGAGCUGCUGGCUGGGAACGGACUCGUGUCUGUCCGAACUGUUAGGAGCUAAGAUGGAGGACAGGGGAGGGCGAAAUAUGGAUCUGGACGCAGUUUUGUAGUUCGCUGGAGUUUCUUUCUUCUUUUCCGUACUUAUGGCGGAACUUUUUGGAGUUGACAAUGCCUAGAAAGGGGAAUGGACAGUUGCCGUUACCGGACGGCUGGGAACAGGCGACGGAUUACGACGGCAAAGUAUUUUAUAUCGACCACAAUACCAAGCAAACCAGCUGGGUUGACCCUAGGGACAGGCAAACGAAGCCCUUGUCAUUCUCCGACUGCGUGGGUGAUGAGUUGCCCUGGGGGUGGGAGGCGUCGUACGACCCCCAGGUGGGCACCUUCUACAUCGACCACAUCAAGAGGAAUACUCAGCUGGAGGACCCGCGGAAGGCAUGGCGUGGGGAGCAGGAGCGCAUGCUGAAGGAGUACCUGACGGUGGCCCAGGACUCGCUCAGCGCCCAGAAGGAGCUCUACCAGGUCAAAGAGCAGCGGCUGGCACUCGCCCUUGAUGAGUACGUGCGCCUCAACGACGCCUACAAGGAGAAGUCCAGCUCGCGCACCAGCUUAUUCUCAGGAUCAUCAUCAAGCACAAAAUAUGACCCUGACAUCUUAAAGGCAGAGAUCUCGACGACUAAAGUCAGGGUAAAUAAGCUGAAGAGAGAGUUGUUACAGAUGAGACAAGAACUUCUCUACAAAGAGCAGGGCUUUGAAACCCUGCAACAGAUUGACCAAAAAAUGUCCGGAGAUCAGAGCGGCUACCGGCUGAAGGAGGCCAAGGCCAUCGUGACCGAGCUCAAGUCCCUCCGCAAGGCCAUCAGCUCUGGGGAGAAGGAGAAGCAGGACCUCAUGCAGUGUUUGGCCAAGCUGAAGGAGCGGUUCUAUGCUCAGAAUAUGGGUCGGUCGGAACCUGACCUGCGGAACGCAGCAAGAUCUCAACCGUCGCUCUCCAGACAGACAUUGGACGCUGGCUCUCAAACAGACGUCUCCGGAGAGGCCGGUUUGAGGAGCAGGUCAUCUGUGGCUGAAAAGGUCAGAUUGAGCCUACAGUAUGAGGAGGCCAAAAGAAGUAUGUCCAACCUGAAGAUCGAACUGGCCAAGCUGGAGGGCGAGGCGUGGCCGGGCUCGGUGGAUGUGGAGCGCGAGCGCCUGCUCCUGCUCAGCGAGAAGGAGGAGCUGCUGAAGGAGCUGCAGUUUGUGUCGCCGCGGCGGCGUUCCGUGGCCGAACUCCAUCGGCUGGAGCAGGAGCGCUCGCGCCUAGAGGAGGACCUGCAGGCCGUCAGGACCACACCCAGCCAGGCCCUGGCACAGAGGCUGAAAAUUCAGGAGAGGCGGCGGGUUCUUGUGCAGAGGCUAGCAGAAUCUACACGCUUGGCGACCAUGCUCCAGUCCCAGCUCAAAAGUCUGUCGGCCAGCACCCUGUCAGUGUCGUCGGGCAGCAGCCUGGGCUCCCUGGCCUCCAGCCGCGGCUCCCUCAACACCUCCAGCAGCCGCGGCUCGCUCAACUCCCUCAGCUCUGGGGACCUGUUCUACAGCAGCCAGCCUGACAGCGCCCCGCUAGACCUGGACUACCAGUUCAAGCUGGACCUCCUGCUCCAGGACCAGCUCCCGUCCUCCUCCUACGGGCCCCCGGGCCCCAUCACCACCAUCCAUGAGCAUGAGGUGGCCAAGACCCCUUCCUCUUCCUCUUCCUGUACGGGGCACCCUUCUUCUCCCCCCGGCAUUCCCUUCUCCACCAACCCCCACUCUGACGGCCCUGGCCCGGCCCACUGCGUGCCACCCAAGUCGGCUGAGCCCUCCAAGUCGGUCACGUCACUGUCAUCACGCUCCUCGCUGUCCUCGCUCUCACCGCCCGGCUCACCACUGGUGCUGGAGUGCACGGCCCUGCCCCCCUUGGCCCAGGACGCCCCCACACAGGACUACGGUGAAGGGGAGCUGGUGGGGGACUUUGCUGGGCUGGGCUUCUACGAGAGCACGCCGGUGUUUGACCCCGAGAGCGGGGACAAGGAGAUGGGUGAGGGAGUGCGGAGGGUACCCCUGACCACUCUACAAGAAGGCAUGACGGAUGUGGAAUUUGCACGGCAUUCUGCGGACUCUCUGGAGGACAAGCCGUCGUGUGUGUCUGCUGCCGUGUCAGACGAGUCUGUGGCUGGUGACAGCGGCGUGUACGAGGCGUCUGUCAAACGGUCAAAUGAAGCCGAAGACCCUGUAUAUAUUGAGGACGAGCCAAUUCUACCUGAGACAGCCCAAGUUCAGAUGGGGAUGAAGUACGACGCAGCCACCUCCAGCUUCAUCAUGGUGCUCAUGCAGCUGCAGAACUCCACCGCCCUGCUGCUGCCAGCUGCCUCGAAAGUGUACCUGCGCGUGGCGCUGCUGCCCUCCUCCAGCGACGCCAGCUGUCUGUUCCGCACGCGGGUGCACGCGCUGGCCGAGCCGCUGGUGCUGAGCGAGGUGUUCCACGCUGAGGCCCCGCUGGCGCUCCUCCGCCUCAAGACGCUGCGCAUAGACGCCUGCACCGUGGGACACACACACCACGAGGAGUGCCUGGCCGGAGUGCAGGUUUCUUUGGGUGACGUGUGCCUGAGCGGGGACAUGAGCAGUGUGUGGUACAGCCUUCUACCCUGCAGGAGAACCAGCAAGGAGCGCACCCCUCCACCACUGGACCUGGAUGCCGUGUCGGCCUUGCUGCAGAGGACCUCGACUGAGUUGGAGGCUGUGGAGCAAGAGCUGGCUCGCGAGGAGAGCCUGGGAGAAGAAUGGUUGGCCAUGCUGGACGAGCCUAGCUCAGAGCUAGUCCUAGGACAAGAAGACAGAGAUGAGGAAGAGGACGAGGAAGAAGGAGAUGACAAGGAAGUGAAGGGCUGUGCAGAAAUGGACGAGUGUGAGGAAUCUGUUGGAGCGUGUUUAGGUGAAGUGAAGGUGGAGGAGGAAGAGGUGGGGAGUGGAGCAGAGAGAACCGAGGAAGUAGAAGAGGGCAGCAGAGGAGGAGGGGAAGAAAGACUUCCUGUAGCGGCCGAAGGGCCAGCACUGGUGGACAAGGAAACCAACACGGAAGCGGCAUUGCGGGACGGGCUGUCUGUGAGGCCCAAAGACAGGCCGUGCCUGGGUCCGCGUCAGCAGAGGGGUUUCGUCAGGAACAGCCUGAUCCUGCGCUCGCAGACCUUCUCCCCGGGAGAGCGUAGCCAGUACAUCUGCAGGUUGAACCGGAGCGAUAGUGACAGCUCCACGCUAUCCAAAAGGUCGCCCUUCAUUCGCAACGCCUCCGAGCGCCGCAGUCUACGAGUCAAACGGACGCUGUGCCAGCCGGCGGUGCACGGCGCGGGCUCAAAGCAGGUGGCCCGCACCUCCCUGGACCUGGAGCUGGACCUGCAGGCGUCACGCACGCGGCAGAGCCGACUGAACGGCGAGCUGCAGACGCUGCGGGAGCUGCGCGCGCGCCUGGAGGCAAUGAGGGACGGAGCGGACGCAAGCGGGGCCAAGGCCAGCCCCCAGCAACCACCCCCGCUCCCUGCCGCCGUGCUGCAGGAUGAGCGCUUCCACAGCCUGCUGAGGCAGGCCGAGAGACAGGCCGAGCAGUCGAAGGAGGAGCAGAGGCAGGAGCAGAAGGCGGACAAGCUGAUGAGGAGGGCCUCGAAAGACGUGUGCCGCCUGCGUGAACAGAGCCAAAAGGUCCCCCUCCAGGUUCAGUCAUUCAGGGAGAGGAUGGCCUACUUCACACGUGCAAAGAUUCAUAUACCCUCCUUGCCAGCUGAUGAUGUAUAAUCAUACUUAACAGCAAACAAUGAAGUAUUUUUCUUGACUUUAUAGAGUAUUUUAAUAGUGUAGUCUCUAUAAUGAAAACUAUAAAAAAAUUGUAGUUUUUCACAAUGUAGGUUAAUGUAUUUGUAUAAAAAAAAGGUUGGAAUUGAUUUUUUUUUUUUAUAAAGAUGAAAAUAAUGGUGUCUGUUUUUUUCUCAGAGAAAACCAAAGUAGGGUCAUUUUGGUACAUGUAUUUGCUAAGUCAUGGUGAGCCUGUACAGUUUUGUAAAGGAAUGAGGAAGGAGUGAAGGAACAAGAAAUGUGACUGCUGCUCCUCGUCUGUGUGUCUGUGUGUGUUUCUGUGUCUGUUUUUCACCUUAAACAGGGACUUUUAGUCUCAGUGUUAAGUGAAUAGGUGUGUGUGGUUAAGAGAGAGAAGGAUAGAGAUAGAGAUGUGUGUUCUGUUUAAAGCCGGUGCUUCACUUUGGUCUGUGUAUUCUGAUCCAACACAACUUUGUUCUUGUGAAUGUAAGCAGUCAUUUUCUCCCAUGUCUUAUUUAACUGCACUGAUUCCUGCCUCUCUCUCCCCCCCUCCCUCUGUCUUGGUUUAUGAAAUGGCUGUCAGUAUUGUGCUGUGGUAGUGACAUGGUAUUUUUCUUCAGCACAAUCCCCUGUGGAUGCUCAUCCCCCCCUUUCCUCAUCUCCCCCUUCCAGCGCUUUUUGAUCAAAACCAAGGGAAGCAGCUCUGCUCAGUGUUUAAAGACUAGCUCAUAGAUGGGAUAAAUGAGAUCCAAGUCCCAAGGCUCCUUGGCCAGAUGAAGGAUUUUCAUUUUCCAAAAUGUCUCUCUCAGCUGUCUCAACCCCUGCAGGUGUGUGUUUUUUUUUUUAUAGGUGGUGCUGUACCUUCUGUGAGCGUUUUCAUGUCUUUGUUUUGUUUUUAAGACUGACAUGCAAGACAUCUCAAAAAGCUGUCAGUAUUUUGGAAAGAAAAAUAUGUAGGUAAUGUUACAGUUGUCAAGUUAGGAAUGAACAGUGUAGUCAAUGUCCUGAGAAAUUGAAAGCGUCCGUUUCCCUGAGGUGAGCAAGAUCUCUAUCUCUGGCUACAGCUCGUACCAGCCAGAGCUGCUUUACUCGCGUCAGUCACUGAAACACAGAUGCCAAUCCUGAUGGGCUCAGUGAGCUGUUUUAGACCAGCAGCCAGAUAGAAAGCACCUUUUAUUCUGAACAGUCUACAUCAGCACCUGCCCCAACAAUGACCGUUUUUUAUUUAUAUCCCAGUCGUGUCUUAUUUAUGUGUGGGUUUUUUUUUUUUUUUUUUUUUUUUUUUUAUAAAAGAAUGUCCUCAAAUUGGCUCUUGUAGUUCCCUUUCUGUAGUUGUACAUUCUUUCAGAGGCAGAUUUGGCAGCUAAUGCAUGCAGGUAUGUAUGCGUUUAUGAGAUGUCUUGAUCAUCAACAUAACUGACCAUGUAUGGGCAGUACAACGAUAAGCAUGCAGGACUCUGAACACAGGGCUGUUUGAAACAAGAUUUGCAUGGGAGGUUGGAAUGUACAUGAGGAAGUCCUUGGAGAUUGAAGAGACAAUAUACUCCAAAUGUAAGUGAUCAGAGCCCAUACUGUGUGUUGAGUUUAUACCCAUCACAUUUCUGCUGCAGCCUCAGCUUCGUCAAGCUCUUGUAUUGAAAAAAUAACCAUUUUCAUGUGAUUUCUAUGUGUUUAUUAUGAACGACUGUGACCAAACUGAGACGUGGUGAAUAUGUCAUAGCUUGUCGACUAAUAAUCAUGAAGUACAUUAAAGUAAGAUAAUGUGUACUGUAUAACAAGAUAUAGAAUUGUGGAGGUGAAUCCAUGAAUGCAAUAGACUUCCAAGUCUGCCUGUGGAAGUACACAUUUAGGUCACAUCACGUGAUCCAUCCUGUUGUUUAAGCUAAGUGUACAAAAGUGUUUGCAAAGCUUGUUGCUUGCUUUCUGUUGUCUUCAUAACAGACAAUUUUCUUUUAAAGAUGUAAGCAUGAUUCAUGAAGAUGUAUCGAUCCAUUUCUCUUGUUGGUUUCUUUUUUUUACAAUAUUUAAUGAAAUCUCACAUUUGUAAAUAUUUGUAUUACUUUUGCAUAUCAAAUUCAGAAUCAAAUCUACCGUGUGUUGUAAUGUAUUUGCUUUCUUGAAACAUUGGAAUCUUUUCAAAUGAUUGUGUUAGAAAGCGUCCACUACUAAGGAACUAGCCACUGUAAGAAGGCAUAAUGUGUUUGACCCAAAUUAACUUGAUUUUAUUUGUACCCAUUUCCAUGCAAAGUAGAAAUGGUUCAACUUCUAUCAGUGAUUGCCCCACAUACGACAGUAUGUAUGUGUACGUUUGUGUGUGUGAGAGAGAGAGAGAGAGAGUGAACGACUGAUUGCCUGCAAGUAUGUACUGUACCUGUGUGUGUUUUGUAGCCAUUUGGAUGGGCUCAUGGACGUUACUGCACAGUGUGUCUUCUCUCAGCACCUUGUAUGUGUUCCUGUGAUUGGUUUAAAAUAAUGAUUUAAAUGAA